Sciurus carolinensis (gray squirrel) is the source of this 4711-nucleotide messenger RNA. RefSeq names its product thioredoxin domain containing 16 (gene Txndc16). Lineage: Eukaryota; Metazoa; Chordata; Mammalia; Rodentia; Sciuridae. Bases 519 to 2981 code for a protein of 820 amino acids. The transcript is spliced from 22 exons. The record is from RefSeq and is a predicted model, not a curated record.
UUCCACCAAGGGGGUGGCGGCUACAGGCGGGGAGGGUGCGGGCCUUAAGUCCUCACAGGUAGGCGUAGCGGUUGCCAGCAGCCUGGAAAGCUAACCACUGCCCCGCCUUCUGCCUCCACCUCGGUCUCAGGAGGCAGGAAUUGUCGUCCGUGGGUACAGCCGGGGUCCAUCCCCGCAGGUCUUGCACAUAUAAAUAUUACAGGUCUUGGGCAGUGGCCAUUACUAGCUUCACCAGAAGUGGAAGAGGGAACUAAGUGAACCCUACCUUAUACCUGGAACCGGAAUUGUAAUAAUGAACCACCACCCCAAGGAAACAAGGUCACAUUUCUCUAAAGAUAAUACAGAUCAUCAAUAGAAGAACUUCCUGAAGUUGUUCAAGAAAAAUUUGAAAAUAGCAAAAUAGAAGACAAAGAAUUGACAGCAGAUACAGAGGGCAGCAUAGAAGUAUUGUCCUAGGUAAUAGAACACAGCAGAGAACAACACAGACAGACUCUCCUACUCAUAUACAACUACAGCUGAUGAUGUCUUCCCACUUCAAUGUAUUUAGAAUUGGGAUCUCUUUUAUCAUGAUGUGCAUUUUUAAUAAAUCAACUGAAGACUCUGUGCCAGAACUGAGUCCUCAGAAAUAUUUUAGCACAUUGCAACCAGGAAAAGCCUCGUUAGCUUAUUUUUGCCAAGUUGAUUCCCCAAGUACCUCUGUACUUCUUGAAGAACUGAAUGAGGCCGCUGGACCUCUCCAGGACUAUGGAAUUUCAGUUGCAAAGGUUAAUUGUGCCAAAGAAGAUACAUCAGGAUACUGUGGAAAAGAAAAGGAUUUGAUGAAAGCAUAUUUAUUCAGAGGCAGCAUAUUGCUCAGAGAAUUCCCUACUGAUACCUUGUUUGAUGUGAAUGCCAUCAUCGCUCAUGUUCUCUUUGCUCUUCUUUUUAAUGAAGUGAAAUAUAUUACCAUACUAGAAGAUCUUCAAAACAUAGAAAAUGCUCUGAAAGGAAAAGCAAAUAUGGUAUUCUCAUAUGUAAGAGCCAUUGGAACACCAGAGCACAGAGCUGUUAUGGAAGCUGCCUUUGUGUAUGGAACCACAUAUCAAUUUGUCUUAACCACCGAAAUUGCCCUUUUGGAAAGUAUUGGAUCUGACAAUAUAGAACUUGCACAUCUCUACUUUUUUCAUUGUAAACUAGUCUCGGACUCGACCCAGCAAUGUAGAAGGACACGGAUGGAACAGUCAUUGACAACACUGAACAUUCACCUGUUUGUUAAGACAAUGAAAGCCCCUCUGUUGACCGAAGUUGCCGAAGAUCCUCAACAGGUUUCAACUGUUCAUCUCCAACUAGGAUUACCGCUGGUUUUUAUUGUUAGUCAACAAGCUACAUAUGAAGCUGAUAGAAGAACUGCAGAAUGGGUUGCAUGGCGUCUCCUGGGAAAAGCAGGAGUUCUACUCUUGUUAAGGGACUCCUUAAAAGUGAACAUUCCUCAGCACACCAAUGUGGUCUUCAAAAGAGCAGAAAAGGAAGUACCAGUGGAAUUUUUGGAGUUACAUGAUGUCAAUUUAAUAAUUUCCCAUGUGGAAAAUAAUAUGCACAUUGAGGAAACACAAGAAGAUGAAGAUGAUGACAUGGAAGAUCCAGAUAUGGAUAUUCAAGAUGAUGAAGUGGCAGAAACUGUUUACAGAGAUAGGAAGAGACAGUUACCUUUGGAACUGACAGUGGAACUAACAGAAGAGACAUUUAAUGCAACAGUAAUGGCUUCUGACAGCAUAGUGCUCUUCUAUGCCGGUUGGCAUGCAGUAUCCAUGGCAUUUCUACAGUCCUAUAUUGAUGUGGCAGUUAAAUUAAAAGACACAACCCCUAUGCUGCUUACUAGAAUAAACUGUGCAGAUUGGUCUGAUGUAUGUACUAAGCAAAAUGUCACUGAAUUUCCCACUGUAAAGAUGUACAAGAAAGGCGAGAACCCAGUAUCAUAUGUUGGUAUGCUAGGAACCGAAGGUCUCCUGAAGUUUAUACAACUCAACAGGAUUUCAUAUCCAGUAAAUGUAAGAUUGAUCCAGGAAGCAGAAGAAUAUUUAAGUGGGGAAUUAUAUAAAGACUUGCUCACCUAUUCUAGUGUGUCAGUACUGGGACUAUUUAGUCCAACUAUGACAACAGCAAAAGAAGAUUUCACUGAAGCAGGAAACUACCUAAAAGGAAGUGUCAUCACUGGAAUUUAUUCUGAAGAAGAUGUUUGGAUACUGUCAAAUAAAUAUGCUGCAACUCUUCCAGCCCUGUUACUUGCUAGACACAAAGAAGGCAAAAUUGAGAGCAUUCCACUUGCUAACACCCAUGUGCAAGACAUGGUUCAGAUAAUAACAGAUGCAUUACUGGAAACAUUUCCAGAAAUAACUGUGGAAAAUCUUCCCACUUAUUUAAGACUUCAGAAACCAUUACUUAUUUUGUUCAGUGAUGGCAGCAUAAAUCCUCAGUACAGAAAAGUAAUAUUGACACUAGUGAAACAAAAACACUUGGAUUCUCUUACUCCUUGCUGGUUAAAUCUGAAGAACACUCCUGUGGGGAGAGGAAUAUUGCGGGCAUAUUUCGGCUUUCUGCCUUCCCUUCCUCUUCUUGUUUUGGUGAAUCUGCAUUCUGGUGGCCACGUAUUUGCAUUUCCUUCCAACCAGUCUAUAACUGAACAAAGCCUUGUGUUAUGGCUUAAAAAAUUAGAAGUAGGACUAGAAAAUCAUAUCACAAUUUUAUCUGCUCAGGAAUGGAAACCUCCUCUUCCAGCUUACGAUUUUCUAAGUAUGAUGGAUGCUGCGACAGCUCCACAUCCCACAAGGAAAGAACCUGAGUAUAAGAAAGAAACAGCUGUGCAGGAGAGUGACAAGGAACAGCACGAAGACAAAUCGGCAGUCAGAAAAGAGCCAGUCGAAACACUGAGAAUAAAGCAUUGGAAUAAAAGUAACUGGUUUAAAGAAACAGAGAAAUCCCUUAAGCGUGAUAAGGAGUUAUGAUGCUCAAAAGUAAGAUAAUUUCAUAGGGCUGUCAUUUCCAAAGUCUUUUAGCUUUUCUGAGACACUUGAGAAUUUAUUUACUUGGAGAAUAAUACUAACCAUGUCAAGUAGACCUAUGCCAUCUAAUAGAAUUAUAAUGCAAGUCACAUUUAAAAUUUUUAGUAGCUAUACUUUUUGAAAAGUAAAAAUUGAUUUAAAAUGUCUUUCACUCGUAAGAAUACCCAAAAUAGCUCAAUGAAUAUAAAAAUCAUUGAGAGAUUUACUUUAUUUUUAACCAAACCUUUUUUUUUUUUUUUCUACCCAAGUCUUCAGAUGCAGUGUGUAUUUUACAUUUACUGCUAUUUCACUAUGUAGUAGCUUGUGUUUCAGGUGCUCAUUAGCCACAUGUGGUGGGUAAAUAUUAUAUUGAACAGCUCAGUACUAGACAAAAACUAGUAUAAGCAAUUUAACUUAAUUUUAUCCAUGGUAUAUAUUGGGAUUAAAAUUAAAAUGCAACUCUAGUUUAAUCACAGUUUACUCCUCAGUGGAGUGAUACAGGUGGCAGUUACAUUUUUCUUAUAGUCAUGAUGUUAAAACCGGUGUUUCUUAACCAGGAUACAGUUCCCCCCCCUUCAACCCCAGGGGACAUUUGGCAAUGGCAAGAGACAAUUUUGGUGUUGUAAUUAGAGAUGCUACUGGCAUGCAGUGGGUAGAGAGCAGGGAUGCUGUUUAAUAUCCUAUAUUGGACAGCACUCCCCUCAAACAAAGAAUUAUCCUACUCAAAAUGUCAAUAAUAUCAGGGAUGAAUACCCUGUCUCCAACUAACCUGUGGCAGAAUGGGCUCCCCACAUUUUCUAAAUCUGCUCAAUUAUGUUUGAAAAAAUUAUGAAUAUUAAAGAUAAAUAUUAGGUGGUGUUAUCUUAAUUGUUAUCUGGAUACAACUUACAAAUUUAUUUUUAUUCUUCAAAAAAUAACAAGGUAAACCUACAAAAGACUCAGAAUAGUGUGUGUGUAUGUAUCUAUAUAUGUUCAUAUAUAUUUUAAGGGAGUCUUGAAAAUUAUUUAUGUAGGUUAUAGUGCUGAAUGCUGAAUUUCAGACUGAACAGGAAUUAAACAUAUUGCUAUCUCAUAAAAAGAAGCUUCCUAUCUGAACCAUGUCUGAAAUCUGUCCUUAGACAAAUCAGUUGAUCUCCCUGGGCCAUAGAGCCUCAGCUUCAUAAUGGGAAGGCAGGAUUGGCCAAAAAACUAUUUUUUCUUUCACAUCACUUACUGUUGGGCUGAUUGUUUGCAGUAGCUGUCUCAGUACUCUGCAUUUUGCAGGACUUUGGUUAAAAACCUCUGACUUAGGUGAUCUACUGUAUUUAGGGUAUCUCAUUUUAAAGAUUUUCUCCACAUGUGGCUUCCUCAGAACAACUGAAUAACUGGAAUUUUAUAAUUAAAUUUCAAUAAAUCUAUAUAUUUCACUGUAUCAUUUGCUAUUCUCAGCACCCCCUUAGUUUACUUCCUAUAGCAUGUAGUACCUUAUUAGUUUGGUUCAUUCUCAUUCACUUUUCUAAUGUGGGAGAUGCCAAGAGUGAAAUCCAAUAUUGUUUGUAGUAAUUAAACAUCAUCAAUCAUUGAAAAAUGCUAAUUAUCUAUAAGCACAAAGAAACGUGAAAUUGAUUUGUCAUUGUACCCUAGCCAGCGAUUUGGACCCCCAUUAAUACAUGUUCAUUUUAUAAUUUUAAAUAAAGUGUCUGGAUUUCAGGCCA